UCGAUUUUCUGUUCGAUGCAUCCACUUUACAUCAUCAUAUUGUUUGUGUCGACUUCACAACUCCAAAGCAUCAGAUUGUCUAAGGUCAGAACAAUCUUUUACCAAUUUUAUCUUACCUUUCCUCACUCUUCAAACCUCACCUCAGCCUUCUCCGCUCCUCUCCUGAUCACCAACGCGUCUUCACCACCAACCUCCCACCAUGGCCCCCCGCAAACCCAAACCAGCCGACGACGACACCGCCUCGACAACCUCGACCGAACACCCCGUCCUGAAACCCAACACCACCAAAUCCAAGAUCGAGAAACCCAAGACGGAGAAACCCAAAGCCGUCAAGGCGAAAGCUGUCAAGAAGAUCGCCGCUGCUGCCGCUGAAGGAGAAGCUGAAGAGAAGAAAGCCGUUAAAUCGAAGGUUGUGAAGAAAGAUGCUGCUGCUGUUGAGGACGCUGCUGCUGCGAAGACUGGUGGUGGUGGUGGAACCAAGGAGAAGGAAAAGGGGGAGAAAGUAAAGCCCGUAACGGGCGAGGAGGCGGUGCAGUUGAUCCUAUCGUAUCUCACGGCGCAGAAUAGACCGUAUAGCGCUACGGACGUGAGUGCGAAUCUGCACGGCAAGGUCACGAAAACAACGACCGAUAAACUGCUCAAGGAGAUGGAGCAGGCGGGGCAGAUUAUGGGGAAGGCUACUAAGAAGGAUGGUGGUGGACAGUGGGUGUUUUGGGCUAUUCAGGAUCCGGCAGACACAGCAUCCCCUGAUCAAUUGAAGGAAAUGGAUUCCCAGAUCUCAGCCCUCAGAGAAGCGAUCCCGGGACUGAAGAGCAGGGCGAAGGAAGUUACGAGUAAAUUGACGACACUCCAAAAUGCGCCAACGAUGGAGGAAUUGGGCGAGAUGGUUGCGAGGCUGCAGAGGGAGUUGGGGGAGAAGCGGGAGAGGGUGGAGGGGUAUAAAGGGGAGGGCAGGAAGGUUGUUACGCGGGAGGAGAGCGAGAAGGUGGAGAGGGAGUGGAAGUAUUGGGGUAAGAAGAGGGGGGACAGGAAGAAGGGGUUUUUGAAUUUGGAGGCCGUGAUGCUGGAGGGGGAGUUGAAGAGGGAGGAUCUCUGGGAGAGGGCGGGGUUGGAGGAGGAUGUUAUGUGAUGUGCUUGAGGGUUUGCUUGGAUGAGUUGAUAUUUGCUGGUCGUGGCUACAUGGGAUAUUUGGUGUCUGGAGUGUCUGGGAUUUAAGAAUAUCUGCGGAGCUUACAUUAGGGCUGUUGCGCUGAGCUACCAUCUUAUAUAGCAGAAG
This is a messenger RNA of Mollisia scopiformis, 1276 nucleotides long. RefSeq names its product TBPIP-domain-containing protein. Gene Ontology annotation, biological process: meiotic strand invasion involved in reciprocal meiotic recombination; meiotic joint molecule formation; homologous chromosome pairing at meiosis. Gene Ontology annotation, molecular function: recombinase activator activity; double-stranded DNA binding. Lineage: Eukaryota; Fungi; Ascomycota; Leotiomycetes; Helotiales; Mollisiaceae. Gene Ontology annotation, cellular component: condensed nuclear chromosome; DNA recombinase auxiliary factor complex. Bases 200 to 1129 code for a protein of 309 amino acids. The transcript has 3 exons. The record is from RefSeq and is a predicted model, not a curated record.